This is a messenger RNA of Plectropomus leopardus (leopard coralgrouper), 450 nucleotides long. The record is from RefSeq and is a predicted model, not a curated record. Lineage: Eukaryota; Metazoa; Chordata; Actinopteri; Perciformes; Serranidae.
GUGUGCAGUAUGGGUAAGCGUGUGAAGGAGGACCUGCUGAUGGUGGUGCGGGCGGUCCAGGACUGUUACCCGCCUCAGAUGGACAUCCUGAACUUUUACUCGGGACUCUACCAUCAGACGUUCUCGGCUCGCCUGACUGAACUCGCUGCUGCUGGACUGGAAACGGACGACUGCAGCUACCUGCUGUUCUGGAUCAACCACCUGUACCCACAUGAGAUACUGAAGCACGACGAACUGGAGGGGAAGAUCAAGACCGCCUGUCUGGGUUCUCUGCUGCUGCAGGACCACCUGACCCGCCUGGAGGACCGGUACCUGAGCCACAGAGAGGACAAAGUGAAGCUGUGGCUGAACACGGCUCUGAGGAGAGAGGAGGAGGGCUGGCUGAGCGGGCGCACACCUGAACUCAUCGACCACUACUGCUUCAGUCCACUGGCCAUAGACGUCAUACAG